This is a messenger RNA of Diatraea saccharalis (sugarcane borer), 837 nucleotides long. The record is from the annotation of a GenBank genome assembly. Lineage: Eukaryota; Metazoa; Arthropoda; Insecta; Lepidoptera; Crambidae.
AUGUUCUCAGACCACAGUAUAGAGCAGCUAUUUACUUUAUUGGUCUUAGAUAAUAAAGAAAGCACGACGAUCAAAAAUCAUUCCGAAGAAGUUCUUGUUACGGAGUACACACACUAUCCGACCGUGGCCUUUGAGGAAGCACCGCUCGGGUCGGGAGGCGGCGGUGCCGUCUUAGCCCGUACCACAUCCCGACAAUGCGUCGCGUGCGCGCACAAAGCAAAGCUGACCUCUGAAUCGGCACCCGCACCCCCAUACGUCCCACCGGCUACCGCCCCACCGAUCACAAGCCCGUCGGCGAGCGCCCCGCCCAUCUUAGAAUCGCCUGAACCCAUAGUGUACCAACCGGAGGUGAAGGAAAGGGUGUCGCCUCCGGUCAUUCCGACUAUUCCAACUAUGGCCGCUAAGCCGGAAAACAUGCGAGAAGCGCUAGAAGAUAGAGACCCUAAUAAUUUGAAUCAGCACGUACAGAUAGUAUGGGAUGAUAUAAUCGGUGAACCAGAAGGUGCACGCAGCCCAGAAUGCUCGUGGAGGCUGAGCUCUAUCUGCUUCCAAUACGCCAGGAACUGGUGCUACACCCUGCUGGCUGUAGUAAUAGCUCCACCCUGUGCCCUGUUGCUAGGUUGUGGAUUUGCAUGCCUUGCAUUUGAGCAAAUUUGGUGUACAGCGCCAUGUUUACGGUGCGUGAAAAUUUACUUCGCAUCCCUCCGCACCAUGGUAGCAUCGUGCAUGGCUGCCACCGUUGUACCAGCGUCGGAAGCGGUCGGCCAUGUUUGCCGACAUAUCCGCAUCAAUUGGAGGAAGGAAGCGCCAGAAGAACGCGACAUGCUGGUCAUUUAG